Molecule: messenger RNA, 6279 nt
Organism: Misgurnus anguillicaudatus (oriental weatherfish)
Lineage: Eukaryota; Metazoa; Chordata; Actinopteri; Cypriniformes; Cobitidae
Gene: ptprz1a
Product: protein tyrosine phosphatase receptor type Z1a
Biological process (GO): peptidyl-tyrosine dephosphorylation
Molecular function (GO): protein binding; protein tyrosine phosphatase activity
Source: RefSeq, a predicted model, not a curated record
UGCGCGACACGACGACGCACUUCCAUACGCGCGCGCUCGCUGAAACUCACUCACUCACUCAUGUGGCGGAGACAGGAACGUAUGUGACCGCUGAAGGGGGCAUCUCCUCCCGUAACUCAACCAAUGUGAUACCCUCCGACUUUUCGCAGAGGAGUUCCUCCAUCACCGCGCUCAUCCUAACAUUCAUGUACUUUCUGCGCCGUUUCCCCACGUUCAGAGAAUAAUGGAAGCGCUCGGGAGCAGAUGCGCACUUUUUCUCGCUCAGAUCGCACUCUUCUUUAACACAGUAGAUAUAUCAGAAGCAUAUGGAAUCAGAUCUCAGAAGAAACUCUCAGAGAACAUAGAUUGGUCGUAUGAGGGAACUCUAAACCAAAACAACUGGGCAAAGAAAUACCCAUCAUGCAACAAUGCCAAACAGUCACCAAUCAACAUUGAGGAAAGCCUGACGCAGGUCAAAGUUCAGUUCCAGAAACUGAGAUUAGAGGGCUGGGAGGAGCUAACGUCAGAAUUCACUACAGUGAAGAAUGAUGGGAAAACUGUGGCCAUUGAUGUUGGCGGAGAAUUUUACGUUAGUGGAGGAGGGCUGAGGUCCAAGUUUAAAGUGGGCCGCAUCACUUUCCACUGGGGCCUGUGCAAUGCCUCCUCAGACGGUUCAGAGCACAGCCUCAACGGGCAGAAGUUCCCCUUGGAGAUGCAGAUAUAUUGUUAUGAAGCAGAUGUUUUCCAUGACCUCGACGAGGCCCUACGAGACGGAGGAAAGAUCACCGCAGUGGCCGUCCUGUUUGAGACAAGUAUUGAGAAUAAUAAAAAUUAUUUUGCCAUCAUUGAUGCAGUCAACAGUGUGAGCCGUUAUGGAAAGAGUGGCACUGUCUCUCCGUUCACCCUUCAGGGACUCCUGCCUUACUCUACAGAGAAAUACUUCACCUAUAAUGGCUCUCUCACCACCCCACCCUGCUCGGAGACUGUCGAGUGGAUUGUCUUCAAAAACACUGUUGCCAUCUCAGAUGUUCAGCUGGAGAUGUUCUGUGAGGUCAUGACCAUGCAGCAGGCUGGAUAUGUAAUGCUUAUGGACUACCUGCAGAAUAACUUCAGAGAACAGCAGGAGCAGUUUAUGGGAAAGGUCUUCUCAUCCUACACUGGUGUUGAGGAGGUCCACACACCUGUUUGCAGUUCUGAGCCGGAGAAUAUUCACGUCGACCCUCAGAAUAACACCAGUAUGCUUGUGAUCUGGGAGAGGCCACGGGCCGUUUAUGACUCGAGCAUAGAAAGAUACUCUGUCACCUACCGGCCAGCCCAAGGGGAUGACGAAUCUGCCCGAGAGUAUCUGACUGAUGGAGACCAGGAUGUGGGGGCGAUCAUUCAGGACCUGCUGGCUAACACAAGUUACAUGGUGCAGGUGGUUGCUGUGUGCACCAACGGUCUGUAUGGCCGUGUGAGCGAUCAGAUGACGGUUGACAUGCCCCUGGAUGAUCCUGAAGCAGACUACGACCCUGAAUCAUAUAACUACGAUGAGGAAAACUAUCGCACCAAUUCAUUUUUGGUCAGACCUGACUCAAAUCAGCAUCUAUAUCCUGUCCAAACCACCACAGUCCAUUCAACAGUUACUAUUACAGAGAGACCCACCCAUCCAGUCUUUGAUGUUAAAACAACACCAACAACGUAUGAAAGACAAAUCCCAGAUGACUCCCAAAUGAAUCACCAUGCUCCAGUGGCAUAUACAGAGGAACCUACUGCCAUAUAUACAGACCAACUUACCCCUACCCCAACCAUAACCACCACAGAUGUACACAUCAAUGUUUCAGACGUAUCCGAUGAUAGAAGCAGCACAUUCACAGGGUCCACCAUAACAAAUCAUACAUCUGAAAUAAAUAUAACAUCAGCUUUAGUAAACAUUACUGAGGUUGAGUUAGUGUCUCCACAUGUAAUCGAUUCGGACAGCUAUGGAGAGAGUUCGGUGACUGUAGCCCCAAAGGAAAAUGCCAGUGAAAUCCCAAUCGAUUCGGCGUCCUCGUCCUCCAUACCUUUGGAGGUCACUCUACAGCCUUCAUCUCCUAGCUUGCUUUUUCCAACUUCUGCUUUCAGCACUGUUCUGUCGCAGACAACCUCGCUGGUGUAUAAUGGUGAGAGCACCUCCUACGCCCCCUCUGUACCCCUGUCCAACGUGCAUGCUAGUCCCAUCUCCCCCCAUUCCCCAAGCAGUGUGUUGUCUGAGUCCAAACCCAUCCCUGAACUGGUCGUCACGUACACUGUUUCCCACCCGAUGUCUGGUGGUGGCGCACAGUCUGUCACCCCUUCCCCUUCCUACCCAACCCUGUACCCCUUUGGAUCCGUGUCUGUUUUGGACAUGGAGCCUGUCUUUAGUGGUGGCUGUGAUGAUGAUGGUGGUGAUGAUGAUGUUAUUUCUGGGUCUGUCUCAACUGACCCUCAAUGUAGCAGAACUGUUCCCCUUCAAAUAUUACCAGAAGCGACUGGUACUGUGUUCUUGAUGCAGCCAAGUUCUGAACAUGACCUUCAAAGCUCCCCCGAUUCCUCAAGUAUGGUCUUCCCACUGAGCGAUCCAAAAUAUAUCCAACCUUCAGUACCUGUCUCUGGCGACUACUCUCAGAUGGUGAUGACCCUUGACUCGACCGUUUCUCUUUUAGGUAGCGUUAGGGAUUCAGACCCAGAUUCCCCUCUGGUAGCUCCUUCUUUAAGCAUAGAUGAUGGUGCGUCACAUACCUCGAGUAAAAUUUCUCUGCAUGCUUCUAACUUCUUGCUGCCCUCCUCUACCAGGGUGCUGCCCCCUUGUGGUGGUCUCUCAAAUGACCUUUCUAGUCUAUUACUGUCCAGCACCGGCACUCCUCUGUGCAGUGACACAUACAUGGAUACUAUGUUGUCUUCUUCUCUUUCUCCCACCAAGCCCUUUAGUGACCACAGUGCAACCACAGUUGGACAGUUUCAAGGCGCACCUGAGCCUCAAACCAUUGCUCCCACAUUUACCUCGCAAUCCAGCAUCAUGCCUACUCCUACAAUGCCGCCAACUAUCGAACCCACCUCUAUUCCUGAAUCCAAGAUUUUGUUUGCUCCUCCAGUGCCGCCAACUAUUGCAUCCGCCUCUACUCCUGAAUACAAGAUUUUGUUUGCUCCUCCCGUGCCACCAACUAUUGCACCCGCCUCUAAGAAUCUAGAAUCCAGCACCAUGCCAACACAAUCCGCAGAUGGGCAAUUGGAUAGCAGUGCCUCUGGUUGGCCUUUGGAUUUAGAUUCGGGUCAGAACUCAGCUUCAGGAGAUGAGAUUAUAGCUCCGUACAUCCCCACUGCUUUACCUACAGAGGCACCGAACGAUGGGAGCGAGGAGCAUUCCUCAUCCUUCUACUUUGAGGGUGAGAACGAAGCAACUGAGUUUAGGGUCACCUUGCGCCCAUCUUGGACUAUACGAGAAGGUGUAGAGGAAGAAAGCGGAUCGAGUGAUAGCCUUACUGAUAUCGAGACAUCUUCAGACUUCAGUAUCCAAGAGCGAACAGGAAGGAACUCAGAGGAGGAUACAGUGGAAGAUGCCAGUAAUAGCAGUCACGAGUCGCGAGUUGGUCUGGUGAACAGUGUUGAGAGACGGAAGAAGGCUGUGGUUCCUCUGGCUGUGGUCUCCACAUUAACCUUACUAUUUCUUAUUAUUCUGAUAGGCAUUUUCAUCUACUGGAGGAAAUGUUUUCAGACUGCUCACUUUUACAUAGAAGACAGCACAUCACCAAGAGUGAUUUCUUCCUCGCCAAAGACGAGCCGUACAGGUGAACAUGAUCCCAUGUUGGUUAAACAAUUUGUAAAGCACGUGGCAGAACUUCACAACACCAACUCAUUUUCGCAAGAGUUUCAGAUAUUGAAAGAGUAUUUUGAGGAGGUUCAGUCAUGCACUGUUGACCUCGCCGCAACAACGGACAUUUCCAGCUAUCCGGAAAACAAGAGCAAGAACCGAUAUCUCAACAUUUUAGCCUAUGACCACAGUAGAGUUCGACUCGCGCCCCUGACAGACACAGGCGGAAAGAGCGAAGGGGACUACAUAAACGCCAACUACGUUGAUGGUUUUAACACAAACAGAGCUUACAUCGCUGCUCAAGCGCCCUUAAAGUCCAGCACAGUAGAUUUUUGGAGGAUGGUUUGGGAGCAAAACGUGGGAGUGAUCGUCAUGAUGACAAACCUGGUGGAGAAUGGAAGGAGGAAGUGUGACCAGUACUGGCCUUUGGAAAAUCAGGAAGAAUAUGGAUGUUUUUUGGUUACUCUGAGGAGCACAAAAGUCCUGGCUUACUACAACCAAAGAACAUUCACCAUCAGAAACACCAGCAUAAAGAAGAGUUCACAGAAGGGUCGUAAUAAUGAGAGAACAGUAAUACAGUAUCACUUCACACAGUGGCCAGAUAUGGGUGUACCUGAGUACGUCCUGCCUGUGCUUUCAUUUGUCCACAAAUCAUCCAGAGCCAGGACAGAUGACAUGGGUCCAAUGAUUGUACACUGCAGUGCUGGUGUAGGGCGAACAGGAACCUACAUAGUGCUGGACAGUAUGUUAAAACAAAUAAAAGAACAAGGCACAGUUAACAUUUUGGGCUUCCUCAAGCACAUUCGCACACAACGUAACUAUCUUGUUCAAACAGAGGAACAGUACAUUUUUACCCAUGAUGCUCUAGUAGAGGCCAUUUUGAGUCAAGAGACAGAGGUGCCAUCAAGUCAUAUUCAUCGAUAUGUCAAUGACCUCCUGACACUAGGGCCCUCAUGCAAGACACGGCUGGAAAAGCAGUUCAAAUUGGUCUGCCAGACGAAUGCCAAACACAACGACUAUAGCAGCGCAAUGAAAGAAUGCAACAGAGCGAAGAACAGGAGCUGCUCGCUUAUACCUGUGGAGAAAUCCAGAGUUUGUUUGUCCACAUCAGUGAGAGAAACAUCCGACUACAUCAAUGCCUCAUAUGUCAUGGGUUAUCGUCAGAGCAAAGAGUUCAUCAUUACCCAGAAUCCUUUGCCUGGCACAGUAAAGGACUUUUGGAGGAUGGUAUGGGAUCACAACAUCCAGGUCAUGGUAUCAUUACGGGAUACGACAGAAAACAGCGAGCCAAUCAUAUUCUGGCCUGUAAAGGAUCAGCCAAUCAGCUAUGAGACCUUCACAGUCACAUUAAUAGGGGAGAGCCACGUGUGCCUGUCCAGUGAGGAUAUGUUGAUAGUGCAGGAUUACAUCUUGGAGGCUACACAGGAUGACUUUGUUCUAGAAGUAAGACAUUAUCGGACACCACGCUGGCCCAAUCCAGACAGUCCUAUCAGCAACGUCUUUGAGCUUAUCAACAUCAUCCAAAAAGAGUCCAGCUCCAAAGACGGACCUACACUUGUACACGACGAACAUGGUGGUGUGACUGCUGGAACAUUCUGUGCGCUUUCCACCCUCAAACAACAGCUUGAGUCCGAGAGCGUGGUGGACGUCUACAUGGUGGCCAAGAUGAUAAACCUCAUGAGACCUUGUGUCUUUACUGACAUUGAUCAGUAUCAGUUUCUUUACAAAGCUAUCCUGAGUUUGGUCGACACCCAAGAAGAUGAGCGAGCGCUACAGUGUACCGACAACAACGGUUCAGUCCCAGGAGACGCCUUGAUCUCGACUGAGAGUCUGCAAUCGCUGGUGUAACCAUAGUGAUGAAGCCUGAACAGAAAAAAACAGACUCUCUUUUUCUGUCAAAGAUGUUUUCUGUUUUCCCAAUCCAUAUUUUUCAUCUUUGAACUGACAGCCGGUUGCGGUGCGGCCAUUAAAUGUGUGCCUUUGAACUUCACUCCACAUUUUUACCCAAAACUAAUUGUCUGUCAAACUGCCACCUUGUGCUAAUGUCUUACUAAUGUCUUUUACGGUCUUAUAUUUAUUUGCUUAAAAGCUUGUUUAAAGAAGACCCUUUUGUAAAUUAGUCUGGUAGUAUUUUAGCCAAGCUGUUUUUCAUACAAAUACAGUAUAAAUACAAAGAAAGUGGCAAAAAUGUUCAUUGUUAAAGUCAGGAAAUAAUAUUCUAAUCUGUAAAUAAUACAGCAUCGCCCUCGCCGAUGGACCAAAUUUCUAUUUAUGUCUAGAAUUUUAUAUUUUGCCGCAGAGGCUUUAGCGCUUUACAGGAUACGGCUGUGUUUAAAUAAUUUUAGUCCACACAUUUAAAAUUAUGUUUUGUUGUCUCAAUAUUUUGUACUGUUACUGGCCUAAGAUAAAACAUUAUGUACUUAACACUGUUUAGCUGUACAAGAUGUUUGUCUGUUUGUAGGAUUAAAAGAAACAAGAAAGUACACAAAUAA